Baudoinia panamericana UAMH 10762 is the source of this 591-nucleotide messenger RNA. RefSeq lists its product as uncharacterized. The transcript has a single exon. Gene Ontology annotation, molecular function: peptidyl-tRNA hydrolase activity. The coding region runs from base 1 to 591 and encodes 196 amino acids. The record is from RefSeq and is a predicted model, not a curated record. Lineage: Eukaryota; Fungi; Ascomycota; Dothideomycetes; Mycosphaerellales; Teratosphaeriaceae.
AUGACAGCAGUCCGCACGCUGCCGCUCCUUGUCUGCAGCAUUGGUAAUCCAGGAUCUACCUACGCCAACACGCUGCAUAGCGCAGGUCAUACUGUUGUCAAUCACUUAGCGGCACAUCUUCGCUAUAGCAGCUUCCACAAAGAGCGUGAGCUUGGCAAUGGCCUUGUCGGCAGGCCUGCGAUGAGCGGCAGCAUGGGGGACUGGACCCUAUGGAUGAGCACAUCGUAUAUGAACGAGUCCGGCAAAGGUGUAAGAGCUGCAUUCACAGCCUGGUCAAAGCACAUCCCGUUUGGCGAGGAAGGCAGACUUGUCGUGAUCCAUGACGAGCUGGAGAAGCCACUGGGUGCUGUCAGCGUGCGCACCGCUCAAGGAGCUAGCGCCAAAGGUCAUAAUGGGUUGAAGAGCAUCCUCUCGGCCAUGAACGGCACGCCUUUUGCCCGCAUCGGUAUCGGCAUUGGCCGGCCUGCAAGUCGGGAAAGCGAUGAGGUCGCUCGGUAUGUUCUGAAGAAGACGACGCCGGCGGAGAAAGCUAAGCUUGAGAACUGCAUUGAGGAGGUCAUCACGAAGCUUCGUCAACUCGAGAGAGCAUAA